Molecule: messenger RNA, 2592 nt
Organism: Penicillium subrubescens
Lineage: Eukaryota; Fungi; Ascomycota; Eurotiomycetes; Eurotiales; Aspergillaceae
Exons: 5
Biological process (GO): telomere maintenance via telomere lengthening
Molecular function (GO): double-stranded telomeric DNA binding; protein homodimerization activity
Source: RefSeq, a predicted model, not a curated record
CCGGGGCUAAAUAUCACCUUCCCCAAAGCCCUAUUCUUGCGCCCUACCCCUAAGCCCUCAUUUCUGCUCUUGGAAGUUGACAGGCCUACCCCGACCCUCCCUCUUGCGCCCCAGAUGGCCGAAUCUCGAGACGAGCGCCCGUCUUUUGACGAGGCCUCGGCUCUCCCCUCUUUCCCUGAUGAUGAGGGUCCCUUUGACGAGAAGCCGAUCCAUCUACUCGACCAGGACGACAAUGCGUCGCCUCCGGCUACGAAAAAGCGCCGGACGGACGACGCCGCCGGCCCCGACGAUGAGAUCUCCAUGGACCCCCAAUUCCCAGGCUCUGACCAGCAUGGCCCCGGCCACAAAAUCGAAGAAGAACUGGCCAAUGCUUUGGCCGAGGGCAAUGCCAAUGAUCUGCCCCUGACUAAUGGUACUCACGAGAAUCUUGGAUCGGAUCCCUCGGCUGCUGCUACUGUCGCUCAAGACGGAACCUCCAGUUCCAACGCUGAUGUGAACUCGUUGAUUACAGACAUUCUGGAUCAUACAGAAAGACAGGAGGAGACUGUCGCCAUGGGCCCGCAGGAGAUACCCCCCUCUGGAGAUUUCCCAGGCGCCAAAGGCUACGCGUUCUUGAAUCUGAAGGCCAACAGCCACCUGAAGAUUCAGAGCUUGCCCAUCUUGGACAAUCUGUCCACUCAGAUCCUUUCGUUCUUGUCCAAGAACACCUACCAAGACCUUACCGCGAUGGUGUCCGAGCCCGAUUCUGAGAACGGCCAGGCGUAUGCGACUAUGCGCUCCUUGUUCGAUCACACCAAACGAGUCUACACCAUCAAACGCUCUUUCCUUCAAUCUACCGAUAUCGAGGUAACCGAUUCGUCCCAGCUGGAUGUCCUUCGCAAGGCCAACCUGGCCUCCUUUGUAUCGAGCAUCUUCGGCUCCCAGGAAAUUGGAUUCGCCGAGUUGAAUGAGCACUUUUUGGACGUCUUCGUUCCGGAAGGUGGCCGUUUGCUGAAAGUCCAGGCGGCUUUGUACCUAGAGCUGAAAACUCAGGCAUUCAUCGCUGCCAUGAACACCAAGUCUCGCACCCGGACCCAGCUUCUGUAUGAACUGUUCCCGGAUGAUAUGGAGCAGCGAUUGCUUGCUAGACGCCCCGGUACUCGCCAGCUGGCUCCCAGUGAAACCGAUUUUGUCAACCGACUCACCUCUCGCCGGGACAUUCUCCUCAAUGACAUCAACAACGAGGAAGCGUUGAAGGCACUCCCGGACAAGUACCAUUGGGAGGAUUUCCUGCGCGAUCUGAGCUCUUACAUCGCGAAGAACUUUGACGCGAUCAAUACUCAGCAGGGAAAGAAGCCUAUCAAGGGCCGUCAACCAUCCAGCUCCAAUGGUGAUGCACAGGAGACGCCCAGCACUACACACCAGGGCCAAUUCCCUGUCAACCAGCCGGUUGAGGUACCGGUUGACCGCAACAUGCACGGUGAUCUGGUAGCUCGAGCUGCCCGCGCCGCUCAAAUUGCUCUCCAGGGCCACGGUCUUCGGCAUGCAGCAUCAGCAGCAACAGCCACAGCCACAGUCCCAGGCAAGCCCAUCCCCCUCACAGCUUCCUGCGCUGCCAACCCACCAGCAACAGCAGCAUCAGCAACCCCCCAACAACAGCAACCGCCCCAGGCUCAACCCCAGCCACAGCAUACUGCCCAGGGUGACAACCAGUACCUCCACGGAUAUACUGCCGCCCAGCAAUCCGGACAACCUCCCCAACAGCAGCAGUAUCAUCAUAGCCCCACCCCGCCUGGAGGAUAUCAACAGUCUCCUGGAGGCUUGGCAUUCCAGCAGAGUCCAUUGCAGGCCAACUUCCAGCAGUACAAUCCUAAUGCCGCCCAGGUCAUGCAGGCGCGCGCCAAUGGAAUGUCCCCCGGCAACCACGGAUACAUGCCAGGGAUCCCCCACUAUUCCCAAUCGCAGCCAACUCAAGUGCUCUACGAGAGAGCCCGCAUGGCGGCCUCUGCCAAAUCUUCUCCCACUAGCCGAAAGACUGGUCUGCCCAGCCAACGCCGCCCGUGGACCACUGAGGAAGAGAAUGCCUUGAUGGCGGGUCUGGACCGCGUGAAGGGUCCUCAUUGGAGUCAGAUUCUAGCCAUGUUUGGCCCCGGAGGAACUAUCAGUGAAGCCUUGAAGGACCGCAAUCAGGUUCAGCUUAAGGAUAAGGCCCGCAAUCUGAAGCUUUUCUUCUUGAAGAGCGGGAUCGAGGUGCCUUACUAUCUGAAGUUUGUCACUGGUGAGCUCAAGACUCGGGCUCCCGCCCAGGCUGCCAAGCGCGAGGCUCGUGAGCGACAAAAGAAGCAAGGCGAGGAAGACAAGGCCCACGUUGAGGGCAUCAAGGGCAUGAUGGCGCUCGCUGGGGCUCAUGCAUCCCCCGUUGGAGGCCACGAGAUGUCUGCUUCGCCCAGCUUGCCUCCGGAUGCGAAUGCCCAGUCCAUGUUUGAUCAGACUGCUGAACAGAAUCUGAUGCAGACUCUGAGCCAGGAGGUCCACGGCAGCCAAUAUCCACAGCAGCAUCCUCCACCCACUCCGGAUCAUCAUAUUGAUCCUCACAUGCAACUGGGACAGUAG